AUGGAAGAACAUCAGAAUGAACCAAAACGUAAAAAGCAAAAAAGGAGCAUUGGAAUCGCCUAUUUACCUACCGAGAUAAUUGACCUUAUCGUUUAUUAUAUACCUGACGAUUAUUUGGAAAGAUAUGUCGACAUUCCAAUAUUGGGAUACCAUGCAAUUAAAAAGCUUUAUCGUUGUAUUGCAAUCGUAUCUUCGUACUCACAGUAUCGUGACGGAUUCUCUCCUGAACCAAAAGAAUUCAAAUACAUCACGACAACGGAAGAAGUCGAACAUAACGUCCUACGUGAAUCUCUAGACAAAUUUAGUGGUCUUCACAUCAAAGAUCGUAAACGUUUAACAGUUAAUGAAUUUAUCCAAUUGAUCAAGAAAUUCCCCGGGUUCACACCCGAGCUUCUUGAAUUCUCCGGAAUGGAGCGCUUUAUUUGGUUGCACAAACGCUAUCCUCAUAUACUCAAACGAUUGCCGAGAAUAGCUCUUUCAUUUUUAUUAGACGACAAACGUGUACCAAAGCCAGUUAUAUUUGAUCAAUACAAUAUUUACCUGGUGUCGGAUCUCCCCGGAGUGAUUCUACCGGAUACAUCGAUAUUAUCCAAAAUCUCCAGUCUACGCACCCAUAAUCUUCCAGAACUCGUCGAUAAAACAUGGGGAGAGAACCUCCAAGAGCUUAGAUGCAAAGGCAUUGCUGAAUUUGAUGUAUUGUUUCCCAAUUUGAAAAAAUUAAUUUUGCAUCAUUUUGUUGACUUACACGAGACCGGCUUGCCACGUUUGCCGUCAACCUUACAGCUCUUGCAAAUAACUGUAUGUUCAAUUGACCAAUUGGAUCUUUCCUAUUUGGAAAGUUUGCGAGUAUUUGUUGCUGAUUGCAUGUCGGGAGUGGAUAGAUUGAGCCGAUUCAAAUUUCCUCGUGGAAUUGAAAGGAUAAUGCUAUCAGGUAGUGAUCAUACGACUGAGGUGGCAAAUUUGGAAAGUAUAGAAUCAUAUCCUAACUUGAAAGAAUUUAAGAUUACUGUUGAUAUGGAUGAAGAAACGGAAGUGUUGGCCUUUUCCGAAUCUACGACCUUUCCCGAAAGCUUACAAAAGCUCGAUUUGUUCGUGCAUGAGUCAACAGUGGAAGAUCUUAGUCCUAGGCCAUUGGUGGAAAUUGACGAAAAAUUUCGAUUUCCUGCCGAUUUGAAAGUCCUUCAAGUCGCUGCUUCUAAGGCGCUGUAUAAUCUUGAUGAAUGGACAUUGCCACCUUCAUUAAUGGGUUUGGUCGUUUGGAGGUUCUUUCCCGUGGAAUAUGAAACAGAUAAUAAAUAUGAAUCGGAAAAAGUCUGGUGGGAAUCCCUAUUUCUGGAUUCUCUCAUUGAGAUCAGACUUUCCAUUCCUGUAUUGAAUAGAAUAAGUGCACCGUUUCCGAAAUCGGUGCGUAGUUUGGAUCUACAGUCCCUUAAUCCAAUAGAAUCGAUGGAUUUUUCUGAAUUGGAAAACUUAUAUCAACUUAGAAUUAGAUGCGAUAGGAUGAAUAACUUUGUAUGUAAGUUACCAUCUAAUUUGAAGACCUUAGACUUAUCAAAUAAUGUAUUACUAAGCAAAGUCAUCAUUGAAGCACCAAGUUUGACCAACUUAGAAUUAACAAAUACACUGUUAGAAUGGAUUAUUAGCUCCAACUUUCAAAUACCUAAUUCUGUCGAAGUGCUUUCAUUAACAGUCCCAGAACUGGAACCAGAUGGGUCGCGUCGACCAUGUAAACUUGUCAAAAUCGAACCAAAUAUUCUUCCGACACUGUUGAGGGAAUUAUAUUUAAGGAAGUCUGCUAUCGCGUGUGAUUUUUUACACGAUUUGCAAUUACACAACUGUAAGAAUCUCGUGAAAUUGGAUUUGCUGGGAAAUAAGAUAUAUCACUUGCAAGAAAACCAACUUCCAUUAUCAUUAGAAUGGAUAUCCCUUGAUGGAAAUCCGAUUUCCCUGUUUUGUUCUCCUGAAGUUUUUACACCUUUAACCAAAUUGCGCCAUUUGAGCAUGGCUUCUACUAAGAUCAAUGAAUAUCUCCAAUCAGAAAGCGGACGGUUAUUAAAAUUUCCUUCAUCAUUGCUUAGUCUAGAUCUUUCUGACAAUAAUCUACAACCGGGCAUGGGUAACGGUUUAAUAGUUCUGGACUGCGUUCGAUUACAGGAGUUCUGCUUGGUUGGAAACAAAGACUUGGAGGAUGUACAAGCUAUUGUAAAUGUGAUUAAAGCACGGUGUCCAAAUAUGGUUGAAUUGUUGUUGGACAGCCUGCUACGAGAGCAUGUCAAUGAGAAGGGGAUAAGAUUUUUAUCGUACUAUUCUGAACCUAUCUUUUCAUUAUACUGCGGCCCCAGCUUUUUGUAG
This is a messenger RNA of Hemisphaericaspora subhashii, 2352 nucleotides long. RefSeq lists its product as uncharacterized. Bases 1 to 2352 code for a protein of 783 amino acids. NCBI's taxonomy places the organism in Eukaryota, Fungi, Ascomycota, Pichiomycetes, Serinales, Debaryomycetaceae. Gene Ontology annotation, molecular function: protein binding. The record is from RefSeq and is a predicted model, not a curated record. The transcript has a single exon.